Molecule: messenger RNA, 2313 nt
Organism: Naumovozyma castellii
Lineage: Eukaryota; Fungi; Ascomycota; Saccharomycetes; Saccharomycetales; Saccharomycetaceae
Gene: RTT101
Product: cullin RTT101
Exons: 1
Coding region: 1-2313 (770 amino acids)
Source: RefSeq, a predicted model, not a curated record
AUGCUAAUGGAAUCCGUACUUCAUUUGAGCAACAAUGAAAAGAGAUACAAUCCAAUUGUAAAGGCGUUAGAUAGAACGUUUGAAAACGUGUCAGAUCUGCUUAAUAGAGAAGAAAUAUGUCCAUUAUCGGAGUUAGACAUUCCAUCAUAUGCUGCAUUAACGAACAUGUGUCGAAUAAUGACACAAAGGAAAAUUUUUCAAUCAGUACUUUCAGAUAAUAGUAGUACAGAACAAAAUAAAACAAAAAAACUACGACCACUUAAUCAGAGAGAUAUCAUAUUGGAUUUUUGGAAAUAUUGCAUCCAAAAAUUGACAUUAACCAAUAAAUCCUUUAUUGAUCACUUGUUUGUCGUAGAUCCUGGAUACUUUUCGGUGGGAUCUGAUAAUGCCCUUUCAAAUUUAUGGUACAAUGACUACCGUGAAACAAUAAACGCACUGGAUCCAAUAAUAUCAUAUGUCCCAUCUAAUUUUCCCCAAAUUUUGGCAGAUAUUAGGCGGCCGUUCAUAUUUCUCGAAUUUGCAGAAGAAAACCUUGUUAAAAUGGUAAUUAAAACUUCCCCUAAUCCAAAAGAGUUUGCAUUAUCCCUUCUUCCACCUUUGUACCGACUGAAACCAUACAAUAGCAUGAUACAAGAAUCUAGCUUGAUAACUUUACUAUACAAAUAUAACGUGGCGAUUGAAGGUACAUCAUUUAAAUCUCUUCUCCACCAACAUAUACGAUCAUUGGUAAACUCGGUAAUUAAUGAAGAAUCAGAUGAUGCCCAAGCUUUUGUGAAUGGUAUUUUAAUGUUUUCUAAAAAUAUCAUGACUUAUUCAAAGAAAAUUGCCAUUUCGCUAGCAAAAGUAACUGGUGAUAUUUUUGUUGAAUGUGUAUUAAUGAAUAAGGAUAUACUCGAUAUGUCAUUAUACUAUGUCUCUCCAUCGUCCUAUGAUGACUAUACUGAGAUAGGAACAUCAGAAAAUGCUGGCUAUUGGAUUAUCACCCAGGCGUUUUUAUCAUAUGAGAAGAGGAACAGACUAAAUGAAUAUGACGACAUAAUAUCAAGUUUAAUUAAAAAACACUUAAAUGAAUCAUUUAAAACAAACCAUGACAUGUUAUGCCUUCUUAAAAAGGCCGAUAGUCUAUCAAGAGUUGCAAAAUGUCCGUAUAUCCUGUAUAAGAAGAUUAUUGCAACUGAGAUAAAAGAAGUUUUAGGAGGAACAUUGAAAUUCGAGGAAGCCUAUGUGAAACAGAUUGAAUUAUUUAUUCGUAAGUCAUCCAAUUGCGACAUUACUAGAAGGGGAUCUCCAGAGCGUUUAGUAGCAGGAUCCACCCGGUUUUUUUCUACGCCUUCAUUUUUAACACUAUACAUGCGAUCUCUUUUUCGAAGAAUAAUAUUACAGGGACCUGGUAUUAUUAUUUCGUUAACAAAUGAGAGAUAUCCAGAGUCACGAUUACUAGAUCAUUUCAGGGAGGAGUUCGGUAGAUCUACUGAAUUUGAGAAAAUUUCUGAUCUUGUAGAAAAUUUAAGGGUUAAUGAUGAACUAUUUAAAAGAUAUCGGUUAGAGAGUGAAAAAGAUGAGAUAGUUUUUGAACCAUUAGUUUUUGAACGACAAAAGGUUCCCCACUUAUUCUUGGAGAACACGGGCGAAACAGUGGAACUUCCGAAGGGGUUAAGUGCUCGAUGGGAGAGUUUUGUGAAUUUUUAUAAAGAAGAAAAUAAACAUGGUAGUUUACAAAAAUUGUCUCCUGCAUACAACCUACAACAUUGUGAGGUAGACACACCAUAUACGUUACCCAAUGGAGAAAGUCUUACUCUAGAAUUAACCUUGUUCCAGACCUGCGUUUUAUCUCUUUUUAAUGAAAUAUCCAAUUUAACUUUUAAGGAGCUACAGAACCAACUUAAGCUGAGUGUUGCGACUCUUCAAUUAGUCUUAAAAUCAUUUAUCGAUAUCGGCAUUUUAUACUUAGAAGACGAACAGUAUAAUUUACGUGAAACCUUUUCACCUCCGCUUAAAAGGGUAAGGAAUGGAAAACUGCGUGUUCCCCUACCUCGACUAAGAGAGGAUCUGGCAUCGAGGACCAACAGUUCUUCAAGCACAGUAUAUACUAGUCAUACGGAAGGGUUAAGUUCACAGUGGAAGCAAGAGCUAUUAAAAGCGUGCAUAGUUAGGACUUUGAAGCAGGCCUCAGAUGGAUUGAGGUACGAUGCUUUAUUUGAUGAUAUUAAGAAGCAAAUAUCAGGAUUUAGUAUUGGCGAGUUUAAAGAUGCUUUAUAUGAUGUCGUCAAUGAUAAAUUUAUCUCUGUCGUCAAUGACGUCUAUAAUUAUUGA